Messenger RNA from Centropristis striata (black sea bass), 2287 nucleotides. RefSeq names its product ankyrin repeat and SOCS box containing 15b (gene asb15b). Lineage: Eukaryota; Metazoa; Chordata; Actinopteri; Perciformes; Serranidae. Gene Ontology annotation, cellular component: cytoplasm. The transcript has 14 exons. The record is from RefSeq and is a predicted model, not a curated record. Gene Ontology annotation, biological process: intracellular signal transduction. Gene Ontology annotation, molecular function: protein binding. Bases 130 to 1842 code for a protein of 570 amino acids.
CGGCACUCUGAGCUGAGUCAGGUCGGCCGGAGCAGGUCACAUCUAAAUUUAACCCAGACAGCUUGGGAAAGAGAAAACACACGGGCUGCAGGCCGGAGUGCUCAAGGGCGCGCGUUUAAAACCUCAGAAAUGGAUGACUUUGACGAGGACCUUUGUGAGAUUGCCAUUCAAGAGAGCAUUCAAGAUGCCUACAAACUGCCAGGUUCAAUACAAACAAACAGGAAACUCACAAACAGUGACCACUUUAUGAAGAUAAUGGCAGCCAUUCACACUGGUGAUGUGUACGCGCUGAUGGAGCUGUCAACUUGUGCGUCUGCCUUCAGAGAGAGUGACAGCAGGGGUCGGCUGCCUGUGCACCCAGCAGCUGUGCACCCAAACCCAGACAUCCUGCAUAUAGUGCUGAAGGCAGUGGGAUCCACAGACCCGACGCUGGAGAUGCCGACAGAGGAAGGGGAAACGCCUCUGACUCUGGCAGCAGAGGCUGGUCUGGUAGAAAACGUCAGGAUGCUGCUGCAGUAUGGAGCUUCACCACACGGCACCAAUAGCAUGAACGAGACUCCUCUGCUGAUCGCAGUGAGACAGAAAUCAUACGACAUGGUUUCCACCAUCAUCAUAGUCGGGGCCUUUGUGGAGCAGGUGUGUCUCACUAAGUGGACAGCCACCCACGAAGCUGCAAAGGUGGGUUGUCCAGCUAUUCUGAAUCUGCUGCUUCGACACGGGGCCAAAGUAACAACCACAGACGCGAACGGAGUGGCUCCUCUGGGGAUUGCAGCUAAAUAUGGCAACCAUGAGGCUAUGGAGAUCAUCAUAGAGGAGGGGGGUGAUGUGAGUGCCCAGGCCACUAAUGGAGACACUGUCCUGUAUGACGCAGCUGGUUCUGGAAACCUGGACUGUGUCAUGCUGCUCCUGGCGCAAGGAGCCAACUCGAAUGUAGCCAGUAACGCCUUCCAGCUGCCCAUCCACCGAGCUGCAUAUGAGGGACAUAUACUAGUCUUGAAGACCCUCAUAUUCACCACCACAAAGAGAGCUAUCGUUUCCUCAGGCCAGAGCCCUGUCCACUCAGCAGCUGAUGGGGGACAGGUCGAGUGUCUGAGGCUGCUUAUCCAGACAGGAUAUGAUGUCAACGCCUUGCUAGGCCCACACAUCUCUGAAAACUACGUCGACCUCAGGCAGACUGCUCUGUUCUUUGCUGUUUCCAACGGUGAUAUCACUUGUGCUGAGGUGUUGCUGGCAGCUGGAGCGAACACUGAACUGGACCCAUUACGAUGCAUUGUGGUCGCCAUACGCGCUGAGAGGUAUGAUCUGGCGCAGCUGCUGCUGUCCUACGGAGCAGAAGUCAAUUGUUACUUCAGCGUGAUCAGCAAAACAGUGUUCCCCACUUGCCUGCAGUACGUCCUGAGGGACCACGACAUGCUGCGACUCAUGCUCAACCAUGGAUAUCAAGUUAACAAGUGUUUCCAUUGUUGCCAUGGUAAUGGGGACGAAAUGGACAGUAGCUGGGUUGAAGUCCACAACAAAGCCUACCAGAUUUACUGUGAACCUGACGCUGUCCCAUUCUGUGAGUUUAUAUCAGUGUUGUGGCUCACACACUUGGCCGGCAGUGUCGUAAGGAUCCUCCUAGACUACGUCAUCCAUGUCAACAUCUGUCCCGUCCUCAAACGUGCUCUGGAGACUACGCCCGAGUGGGACGAGAUAUCUGAGAUACUGAGCAAUCCACGGCCUCUGCAGCACUUGUGCCGACAGUUAAUUAGAAGUCGCACGAGCCUCAGGACGCUGAAUGACCCCAAAGCUAAAACCCCUUUUCCUCCAAGACUGAAGAACUACCUGACUUACAUGGAGUAAAACUGAAUGGUGACCUCUCCUCCAUGUGAAACACACUUUAUUUAUAGCCGUGUGAUUGAAACACUAAUGAAAAAGCACUAGUCACUCUUUAAAAAUUAGCCAAUAGCAAAAUAUUUUCUCUUUAAGUAUUUUUUUUUACUUCAUUUGUUUAUAGGUUUUAUUUAUUAGGACCUGGCGUGUGUGUGUGACUGUCUAUGAUUUAUUUUAUGUGUCACAGAGGAGGAAUGUUUCCCUUCGGGGUUAAAAUGUCUCUUUUCUUCAUGGAGUCUACUUAUUUUGCAUUUAAAUAGCACAUUCUAUCUUCUUUUACUAAUGUAUAAGCAGACAAUCAGCUAUGAAAUCCAUCCUAGUUUAACCCUGAACAGGUGCCUUAAACACAAACUAACAAUUAUGUGUUGCCCUUUUGCCCUCUUUCUAUUUUUAUUAUUGAUGUCUUUGAAAUCAA